Molecule: messenger RNA, 449 nt
Organism: Balearica regulorum gibbericeps (East African grey crowned-crane)
Lineage: Eukaryota; Metazoa; Chordata; Aves; Gruiformes; Gruidae
Gene: MUSTN1
Product: musculoskeletal, embryonic nuclear protein 1
Biological process (GO): chondrocyte proliferation; tissue regeneration; chondrocyte differentiation
Cellular component (GO): nucleus
Source: RefSeq, a predicted model, not a curated record
CGCAGAGCUCGCAGGCUGGAUUUAAUCGAAGCCGGGAAACGACCUCGGGAGGGAUUACGGUCGAGUGAGCACUGCAGUUAUGUCACAGCCAGCCCCAGUGAAAAAGAAGCGUCCUCCAGUGAAGGAAGAAGAUCUCAAAGGAGCCAGAGGAAACCUUUCCAAAAACCAGGAAAUUAAAUCCAAAACCUACCAAGUGAUGAAGCAGUGUGAACAAAUGGGCUCUGCAGCACCCUCCAUAUUCAGCCGGGAUCGGACGGGGGCUGAAACGGUCUUUGAGAAACCUAAAGAGCAGCCGGCCAAGAGUGUCUUUGGCUGACGACGGAGCUGGAUGUGUCUCGCCCAGAUGAUUGCUGUAAUGUUUUCCCAGAUAGCUGCCCCUUACACUAAACUCACUGUAGACCUAAAUAGCUAAUUUCUACUGUAAGUCAUUAAGUAGGGAAUAGACUCAU